AUGGCCAUCUCUGAAUUGGAAAAAAAGGAUGACAAUGAGAAAUCAUGGAAAAUGUACUUCGAUGGCACGAUUAAUGCAUUAUGGCAUGAAAUUGGGGUAAUUCUGAUAUCUUUCGAAGUACACUAUUAUCUCGUUACGUCAAGGUUGAACUUCAAUUACAUUAAUAUUGUGGUAGAAUACGAGGCCUGUGUUAUGGGUUUGCAAGCUGCCAUAGAUAGAAAGAUUAAGAUAUUGAAGGUGUUUGGGGAUUCAGCCUUGGUUAUUUUUCAAUUGAAAAGAGAAUGGGAGACAAGAGAUUUGAAGCUUAUCCCAUAUCAUAAGUAUAUCACAGAGUUGUGCAAACAGUUUGAGGAAGUCCAAUUUGAACAUUUGUGCCAUGAAGAAAAUUAUAUUGCAGAUGCCUUAGCUACUCUGAUGGUGAUUUUUCAGGUUGAUAACAAUACUAAGAUUCAGCCCAUUAAGUCAGAUGUCAAAGAUAAGUCGAUACAUUGCACCAAUGUGGAAAAGAAUGAAUAUAAAAAGCCAUGGUAUUAUGAUAUCCUACAAUACUUAAAGAAUCAGCAAUUCCAGAUCAAGCAACAAAUAAUGAUGAAAAAGUCUUGA
Molecule: messenger RNA, 603 nt
Organism: Durio zibethinus
Lineage: Eukaryota; Viridiplantae; Streptophyta; Magnoliopsida; Malvales; Malvaceae
Molecular function (GO): RNA-DNA hybrid ribonuclease activity; nucleic acid binding
Source: RefSeq, a predicted model, not a curated record